UUUUUUUUUCAGUCAGAUUGGCUGCAUUGUCACUGCUAAAUCCUCGGAGCUACUAAUACGAAUUGAAUGUGGAUGUUACAGAAGAAAAGACUCACAUAUUAACAUUCACAUCAAGAUUAGUUUAUUAGCAACUGGGAAAUUUCGCUUGAAAAACUAAAACUGUCUAGAUACAAUAGAACCUAUGAGAUUUCUAAUAUGUCUUUUGUAUCUAUCCAUGUUAAAGAAUCUUCUAUUUGUCAUUUUAACAAAAUUAUUCAUUUUGUUUUUUUCAGGGAAUUAUUGAAAAGUCCAAUGAAUUAAAUGAACAAUUGCAAAAUUUUGAACAAAACGAUCAAAAAUCGAUUCUAAUCAUUAUUGUCGAUGGUCGUAUUAAUCAACAACGUAUACAUAUUCCAUUUAUUCGACAACUAAUUGAUAAAUCUGAUCUUUCUUGUAAUAAAUCAACUGAAACCCUAGGCGAACAUCUUGUAAGCAAGAUCUUGGCCAAGAUCUUGGGUACAGAAAUGUUAGUAGAUCUUGAAAAUUUAGGUACAAGAUAA
Messenger RNA from Rotaria sordida, 539 nucleotides. Lineage: Eukaryota; Metazoa; Rotifera; Eurotatoria; Philodinida; Philodinidae. The record is from the annotation of a GenBank genome assembly.